Messenger RNA from Raphanus sativus (radish), 2256 nucleotides. Its product is annotated as wax ester synthase/diacylglycerol acyltransferase 7-like. The transcript is spliced from 9 exons. Bases 592 to 2043 code for a protein of 483 amino acids. NCBI's taxonomy places the organism in Eukaryota, Viridiplantae, Streptophyta, Magnoliopsida, Brassicales, Brassicaceae. Gene Ontology annotation, biological process: triglyceride biosynthetic process. The record is from RefSeq and is a predicted model, not a curated record. Gene Ontology annotation, molecular function: long-chain-alcohol O-fatty-acyltransferase activity; diacylglycerol O-acyltransferase activity. Gene Ontology annotation, cellular component: plasma membrane.
CACAAAUCAAUUGGCUAGAAGAGAGGUGUCUCGUUUCUUCUUUCUUUCUCUCUCUCUCGGUUUCUUUCCGUAUCAAGUAGCCACCGGAAUUAACUACCGGGAAAAUGGAUGCCGGUGCUGAAGCUCAUGAUGGCUAUUCUUCGUCGGCGGCAGAGGAAUGUGGAUCGAAUCAAAACAGCGGCGGAAGAUUUUGAGAAAACUUGCGACAGUGGAGAAGGAUUCGCAGGCAAUAGCAGAGAGCUUCUCGUCUCUCUUUCUUUCCCUUCUAUCAACUCUCUCUGAGAAACAGGAGAGGAAGUCAAUAUCUGGGAGUUUUAAAGCAUAGAAUCUGAUACCAGGGGUUGUGAUAGGUUUCAUCAUUGGUAUGUUGGUGGAUUUGUCACAGCAAGUGAAGUUACCAGUGAAAAAGAGCAGACUUUUGUCAAGUAAGAUCCAUAACCAAAGUUCACUACCAAGCAGUGGCAGUGAUAAAGAGCUCAAAAUGGUUUUAGUAGUUAGGCAAGACUUAAAGAUGAGAACAUGCAAAAUUGCUUCACAGUGUGCACUAGGUAUGAGUCACAAAUGAGGGGUGAGGAUAAGAGUAAAUAGACGAUGUCGGUGGGGGACGAAGACGGAGAACCGCUCAGCCCAAUGGCGCGUGUAUUCCAGUCGCCAGGCACCAGCUGCUGCAUCAUCACCAUGAUCGGUUGCAAAAUCAAGAUCAAUGCUGACGUCAUUCUAAGUGGCUUGAACCAUAAUGUUUCUAAACAUCCUCGUUUCUCAAGCAAAUUGUCAGAUGAUGGUUUGAGUUGGGUUAAGACUAAAGUCAACAUAGAGGACCAUGUGUUUAUAGUAGAUAUGGACUCGAACGAGAUCGGAGAAGAUGGAGAAAGUUACGUUGAGGGCUACGUUACACGUCUCACUAUGCUUCCUCUUGAUAAAUCGAAACCUUUAUGGGAUAUUCACAUCCUCAACGUCAAAACAUCUGAUGCAGAGGCUGUCUGUGUGAUAAGAUCUCACCAUUCAUUAGGAGAUGGAUCAUCCCUCAUGUCUCUCUUAGUCGCAUGUACUCAGAAGACAUCAAACGGGAACACUGCUUCUACUACCCCUGUUCUUACCAGACGUAAAAUUGUGCCGAACGAAAAAACCUCAUGGUUCUUAAGGUCGGUACUAGAGGUUUUUUCAUCAGUGAGACUGAUUUGGAAUACUUUCGUGGAUAUCUUGAUGGCCCUUGCGAUUGCUUUGUUCUUGAAGGAUACGAAGACACAUCUAAAAGGCGAUAUGAGUAUCCAGAGUAAUCCGAAGAAAUUUUGCCACCGAAUUGUCUCGUUGGAUGACAUAAGACUCAUCAAAGAAGUUAUGAACAUGACUAUCAACGAUGUUUUGCUUGGAGUUACACAGGCUGCUAUUUCACGCUAUCUAAAUAAUAUGCCUGGUAAUAUACGACUUACAGCAUGUGUUUUAGUAAACUUAAGGCCAGACACUGGGAUUCAGCCAUUAGCAGAUAUGACGGCUAAAGACUCGAAAUGCAGAUGGGGAAACUACUUCAGCUCUAUCUAUUUCCCUUUAUAUACCGGCUCAGAAACCAAUCCAUUGGUGUACCUAUCGAAGGCUAAAUCCAAUAUGGAUCGAAGCAAGAACUCACUUCUUGCUGCUUUGAUAUAUUCAAGUACAAAAUUAGUCUUCAAUAUUUUUGGAGCAAAGGCAGGUGCAAUAUUAGUCGAACGACUUUUUUUGAACACGACGACAGUCAUUUCAAACAUGAUCGGCCCUAUGGAUGAAAUCAGCUUCCAUGGCCACCCCAUUGCCUACAUUGCUCCAAGUGUCUAUGGACACUCUCAUGGAUUAACACUACAUUUCCUAAGUUAUGCGGAAAAAAUGGUGAUUUCGAUAGGGGUUGAUUCUACAGCCAUACCAAGUCCUCACAAGCUUUGCGAUGCAAUAGAGGACUCUCUAAAAGACACGAAAGCCGCUCUCUUAGAAAGAGGAUCAGUAAAAGCACCUUCAUUAAAAGAUGUUUAUAUGAGUCUCCAAAAAAAAUUGGGAAGAAAAAAGGAACAAUGAGAUGAAAUUCUAAUAUAAAGAAACUCAUUAAAACCUUAUAGAACACUUGAAAAUAAUAGGCUGGUUCAUUUUUAUUAGAACUUUUCAGUUAUAUAAUUAAACUGUAUUACUUUACUUUUUGUUUGAGAAAUUGUAUAUUUUUAUGGAUACCUAUCCAAACCGUUUUUAUGUACACUUCCAUGGAAAUAAUAUUUAGUACAAAUUUACCUUUAA